AUGAGUUACAAGCUGCAAGGAGUCAGUGUGAGGUUGGUGGAUGGUGGCAGUCACUGUGCUGGGAGAGUGGAGGUUCUUCAUAGAGGACAGUGGGGAACAGUGUGUGAUGAUGGCUGGGAUAUGAGUGAUGCUGCAGUGGUGUGUAGAGAGCUGCGCUGUGGAGAGGCUGUAGAUGCACUAAGUGAUGCUCACUUUGGACCAGGAUCAGGACCAAUCUGGAUGGUUGAUGUGGACUGCAGGGGGUCAGAGUCUACACUGAAGAAAUGCCAUUCAACAUUAUGGGGUAAACAUGCCUGUAAUCACUCUAAAGAUGCUGGAGUCAUCUGCUCAGGAGUCAGGUUGGUUGGUGGUUCUCGCUGCUCUGGGAGAGUGGAGGUGCUUCAUGGAGAGACCUGGUCCACAGUGUGUGAUGCUGACUUUGACCAGCUGGAUGCAGAGGUUGUGUGUCGAGAGCUGGGCUGUGGGCUUCCUGUGGAGGUGCUGGGAGCAGCUGCUUUUGGCAGAGGGGAGGGUCAGGUGUGGUCAGAGGAGCUU
Molecule: messenger RNA, 534 nt
Organism: Colossoma macropomum (tambaqui)
Lineage: Eukaryota; Metazoa; Chordata; Actinopteri; Characiformes; Serrasalmidae
Product: antigen WC1.1-like
Exons: 3
Cellular component (GO): membrane
Source: RefSeq, a predicted model, not a curated record